AUGGCGGAAAAACUGCGUGCGGCACAUUUGCUCAUCAAGUUCAGUGGCAGCCGGAACCCGGUCUCACGCAGAACCGGCCAGAGCACCGCUGGCGUCACGUAUGAGGCUGCCCUCGCCGAGCUGCAAGAAUGGGCAAAGAAGAUAUCUGACGGCCAAAUCACCUUUGAGGAGGCCGCAAGCCAGCGCAGCGACUGCGGCAGCUGCAGGAGCGGUGGCGACCUCGGUCCCUUCGGUCCUGGAGAAAUGAUGAAGCCAUUCGAGGACGCCGUGCGGGCACUGCAGGUGGGCCAAAUAAGCGGCGUUGUGCAGACGGACAGCGGUCUGCACAUCAUCAAGAGGCUGGCAUAA
This is a messenger RNA of Trypanosoma grayi, 348 nucleotides long. Its product is annotated as peptidylprolyl isomerase. Bases 1 to 348 code for a protein of 115 amino acids. Gene Ontology annotation, molecular function: peptidyl-prolyl cis-trans isomerase activity. Lineage: Eukaryota; Euglenozoa; Kinetoplastea; Trypanosomatida; Trypanosomatidae. Gene Ontology annotation, cellular component: nucleus; cytosol. The transcript has a single exon. The record is from RefSeq and is a predicted model, not a curated record.